GGCAUAUCUGAACCAUUCUUCGAGGAUUGGGUGCUUUCUGAACCCUCUCAUUUCCUUACUCCUGAGACACUCCAUCACAUUCAUCAAGAGUUCUAUGACCACAAUGUGAAGUGGCUCAUUUGUGCAGUGGGGGAUGCUGAACUUGAUUUUCGCUUUUCUGUGCUACAGCCCAUCACAGGGUUUCACCAUUUUCAGGGCAGCAUUACAAAGCUCAAACAAGUUACAGGGCUUGCUCAGUGUGACAUCCAGCGCUCAAUCAUUGCAGUUAGUGCAGAUGCAGUGUAG
Suillus fuscotomentosus is the source of this 285-nucleotide messenger RNA. RefSeq lists its product as uncharacterized. NCBI's taxonomy places the organism in Eukaryota, Fungi, Basidiomycota, Agaricomycetes, Boletales, Suillaceae. The record is from RefSeq and is a predicted model, not a curated record. The annotation marks the transcript as partial. The transcript has a single exon.